CGGUGGUAACAAGUCGCGUCCUUUUCUCUUUUUCGAGUUUUAUCAAGUUUCUUAUCGAAGUGAAUCAAGUUUCUCCAUUAUUUCCUUUAAGGAUAUUUUUAAAGAUCUACGUUAAAAGAUAUAGAUCAUUAUAUUGUAUCCUCAGAGUUAGCCAGUUAAUAAAUAUUGCUUGACGGUAUUUGCACGUUUUGCUUUUAUUUCAGAAAAUUGAGCAAUAAAAGUGAACGAUGGCCUUGAUGCUCCAAAAUUUAAAAUUAUCUUCAAACAUUCCUCCAGAAUAUAUGGAAAUGGCGCAAAACACGUUGUAUAAAAUGCAAGAGCAUAUUGAAGGGCGCGAUCAUAAAUAUCAAUGGAGCUUGAAUGAUUUUGAAAUUGGGGCUCCUCUAGGACGUGGAAAGUUUGGCCGAGUCUAUCUUGCUAGAGAAAAGACUACUCGUUAUAUGAUUGCCUUAAAAACUCUUUACAAAAUAGAAUUAAUAAAGGGUCGCGUUGAGAAACAAGUUAUGCGGGAAAUUGAGAUACAGUCGCAUUUACGGCAUCCCCACAUUCUUCAAUUGCUAACUUAUUUCCAUGACCACAAACGAAUUUACUUGGUAUUAGAAUUUGCUGCAAGAGGAGAACUUUAUAAAGAGCUAAAGCGUCAACCCGGAGAAAGAUUUAACGAACAUCUCUCGGCCAAGUAUACGUAUCAAGUAGCCGAUGCUCUGGAAUAUUGCCAUAAAAAUAAUGUAAUCCAUAGAGAUAUAAAACCUGAAAAUUUAUUGCUUACGUAUAACGGUGACGUGAAGUUGGCAGAUUUUGGAUGGUCGGUUCAUGCACCUUCGUCAAAACGGAGUACAUUAUGUGGAACAUUGGAUUAUUUACCUCCGGAAAUGGUGACUGGUCAAACGUACGAUAUAUACGUCGAUCAUUGGUGCCUCGGGAUACUCUGUUAUGAGUUUCUAGUCGGCAGACCGCCGUUCCUCAGCGAUUCUCAACAAGAAACUUACGUUAAAAUAAAGACUUUAAAUAUACAAUGGCCAGAACAAAUAACGCCCGGUGCCAAAGAUCUUAUUUCAAAGCUAAUCAAAAGGAAAGGUUCUGAGAGAAUAUCACUGGCAGCUGUAAAGAAACAUUUUUGGAUACAAGAACAUAAGGAUAAUCCAUAAUGAUAUUUUACAAACAUUGUCUCAUAUAAAGUAAUAAUAUAAUGGAUCGAUAGUU
Molecule: messenger RNA, 1203 nt
Organism: Vespa crabro (European hornet)
Lineage: Eukaryota; Metazoa; Arthropoda; Insecta; Hymenoptera; Vespidae
Gene: aurB
Product: aurora kinase B
Exons: 6
Coding region: 228-1148 (306 amino acids)
Biological process (GO): protein phosphorylation; mitotic spindle organization; regulation of cytokinesis
Cellular component (GO): spindle microtubule; spindle pole centrosome; chromosome passenger complex
Molecular function (GO): ATP binding; protein kinase activity
Source: RefSeq, a predicted model, not a curated record